AUGGGCAAAUCAGCUGCUGUCCGAAUGAUUAAUCGCCCGCUCAUUUCGAACACAUUUCACCCAAUUUUGAUUCGAUUUCGCUUGUCUCGAGGCAAAAGAGCCGCCACAAUCAUGAACAAUCUGAUUGUUUCAAUUGUAAUUCUAGUGUUCGUGGUAAGUUUUGUCUAUUUUUCAAAAAAAACUGUUUACAAACACUUAAAGUUAGUUUUAACUAAGUCCUUGCCAUUUCUUGCUUUAUAAAGAAAGUUCUUGCCAUUUCUUGCUUUGUAAAGAAAGUUCUUGCCAUUUCUUGUUUUGUAAAAAAAGUUCUUGCCAUUUUUUCUUUGUAAACAAAGUUCUUGCCAUUUUUUCUUUGUAAACAAAGUUCUUGCCAUUUCUUGCGCUGUAAGGAAAGUUUUUGUCAUUUCUUGCUUUGUAAAGAAAGUUCUUGCCAUUUCUUGUUUUGUAAAGAAAGUUCUUGCCAUUUUUUCUUUGUAAACAAAGUUCUUGCCAUUUUUUCUUUGUAAAGAAAGUUCUUGCCAUUUCUUGCGCUGUAAGGAAACUUUUUGCCAUUUCUUGAACUGUAAAGAAAGUUCUUGCCAUUUUUUCUUUGUAAAGAAAGUUCUUGCUAUUUCUUGCUUUGUAAAGAAAGUUUUUGCCAUUUCUUGCUUUGUAAAGAAAGUUCUUGCCAUUUCUUGCGCUGUAAAGAAAUUCCUUGUCAUUUCUUGUUCUGUAAAGAAAGUUUUUGCAAUUGUCAUACAGAAGUAGCAAUUUGUAAAGAAAAAUUUUGAUUUUUUAGAAAUUCUCAAGCUCCGAACAAGACUGCCAAUUCAGUAUGAGACGUAUACCCGAAUAUAGUAGUGUUAUACGGACUGAUAAUGCUGGCCGAUCAUGUCGUGGUAAUAUCGAUUUACCGUACUGUAAAGGAGCUUGCUUGACUUCUGAUGUAAGCAUCAGUUUUUGAUUUUUUGAUUUUAGGGUAUGGCUAGGAUAACAAUAGGAAAGGGUAGGGUAAGCUAGAGAAAAGUAGGGUAAGCUAGGGUAAGACAACACUAAAGCAGGGUACAGCUUUCAUUUUCCCAAUUUUCAGGAAGGAGUUCACGUCUUCCCCUACCGUCAAGCCAACAGCUCCGUAUGUGCUCUAAUUGGCACCGACGAAAAGAAUGUCACACUGCACGAUUGUGACAAAGAUGCGGACGAAUCUGUUCGCUACGUCACAAUAUCUGCUUCAACUUCAUGCGGAUGUCAAAAAUUAACGGAUGGCGGUCAUAACUAA
Messenger RNA from Bursaphelenchus okinawaensis, 1255 nucleotides. Lineage: Eukaryota; Metazoa; Nematoda; Chromadorea; Rhabditida; Aphelenchoididae. The record is from the annotation of a GenBank genome assembly.